Messenger RNA from Notothenia coriiceps (black rockcod), 741 nucleotides. RefSeq lists its product as uncharacterized. The transcript is spliced from 5 exons. NCBI's taxonomy places the organism in Eukaryota, Metazoa, Chordata, Actinopteri, Perciformes, Nototheniidae. The coding region runs from base 46 to 741 and encodes 231 amino acids. The record is from RefSeq and is a predicted model, not a curated record.
AAGGCUCCCAUUUCCUGAGAAGCCAGGCGCUGCUACCUCACAGCCAUGAGUUCUCAGACCAGCUUUGGCAGCAGCAUGCUGUUCCAGAAUAUAAACGAUGACUUGAACGCAUCGCUGGCUACAGCAGAUGAGUUAUCCAGAGAGUUCAACUCCCUGCUGAAGGAGGCCUCCUCCAACAACAACACUCAGACCAACUCUGAAGUCUCCCCGGAGAAGCCUAAGAGGGUGUCGAGUGGCAGCAGUAAUGGAAGCUCCAGCUCCAAGCCUUUAUCGCCGAGCUCAACAACUGCCCGUCUGUUGGACUCCGUCAUCUCCAGCAGUAAGAGCGCAUCCCCUCCGGUCUUCUACACCAGUCCGGUGUCAUCCCCCAAGAUCCAGAGGGCGCACUCUCCACUUCCUCGGGCUGGAUCCGACAGCUACUCGUACGGCCAGCAGGGCCCCAGGAUGGCACCUAACAGCCCGAGGCACAACUCCCCUUCUCAGUAUGACAGGAGCCCACGAAGCUCCACCAGUUACAUGGAGAGAGGCUCUUCUCCAAGUGUCAUGGCUGUUCCUGCCUCACCCUUCACCUCAUCCUCCAAAUUGCUGAGCCCUUACGACGGGAGCCAGAUGGGCCACAGGUCGCCUCGGGGAGAAAGAAGCCGCUCCCCCGUUUCUUCGAACUAUCCUAUGUCCAGCACACUUCCCAGAAACGUUGGUGUCAGGCAACCUGGUAAGAAGGGUCAGAUGGGGCCAACUUAA